AUGCCAUUCGGACUACUCACAGGCAACUCCAGUAACCAACUGCGUUUAUUUCCAAACAACAUCAACAGGGCGACGCGGGCCCGGAUCGAUAGCUUCAAGCGUAUAUGCAGAUCCUCACUAUCCACUCUUCAACCAAGGAUAAUUUAUCCGCAUGCAUUUUCAUGGACAAAUAUCGCAUACCAGAAUAGACCAUUACGCAAUUUAUUAUCAAGCACGGCUCAAAAAUCACAGCAACUUAGGGAAUAUGUUAAUGCUAAAGACACAAGAAGAGGCUCCAAGCCUGUGUGGUCUGAAGAAGAUGAUUUAAAGCUCAUCGACGCAGUCGAUAGAUUAGGGAAGAAAUGGAAAAAGAUUGCAGAGACAUACUUUCCCGACAAAUCACCGUCUUCAUUGAAUGCCCAUUAUAUCAUCAUGCAAACAAGAGCAAAGAAGAAGGUAUUGUGCAAACGCUGGACACCAGAAGAAGAUCAAAUACUCAGGGAUGGCGUACAGAAAUAUGGUCCCGGAAAGUGGAGAUACUUUCAUUCACUACUACCGGACCGGACUGUUCGAGAUAUUGGUCAUCGGUGGACCAAGCUGCAAGCACAAAAGGAAGGUACAUGGAUUGGUGAAGAAGACAAGUUUUUAAUCCGUCUUGUGCAAACACAUGGGACAAAAUGGUCAGAAAUUGCCAAGAAAAUGAAUAGGACCCCAACGUCUGUGCGUUACCGUUAUUUUGUAGGGUUGUUUAACAAACUACACCCAUGGACUCAAGAAGAAAACGAAAAGCUGAAACAGAUUGUACUGAACACUGGUACCAAUUGGCAUGAAAUAGCCAAACUUUUUCCCAAAAGGAAUGUAGACAAUAUACGGGAUCAUUAUGCAAAUACAGCAUCAGUCAAUCCGUUUAUCAACAAGGGUAAAUGGAAUGAAGAGGAAAAACGGGGAUUUGAUAUAGCAAUAGCUAAAUAUGGAAUUCAGUGGGCUCUCAUUGCCAAAGACAUUGGAACCAGAACUCGUCUUCAAUGUUACUACUAUUGGAGAACUGGACAAAAGAGACAGCAGAGAAAUCAGCAGAACUUUAGACAAUGA
Molecule: messenger RNA, 1071 nt
Organism: Paraglomus brasilianum
Lineage: Eukaryota; Fungi; Glomeromycota; Glomeromycetes; Paraglomerales; Paraglomeraceae
Source: the annotation of a GenBank genome assembly